AAGAAGACCCGACACAGCGCGGGUACUUAUGGGUAGUGAUACCUCUCCGGAGGAGUGCACUGACGCUAACACCGGAGAACAACUACAUAUCCCAUGUUCCUCCGCGGCGGCAGCCAGUAAACCUGGGUUUGUUUUGAACGAGCGAAAGUGAUGGAGUUUCCUGAAGAUUUUAAUCAACUCGAGCUUCUGAACACACAUGGACACUUGAUCCCCCGUGGAACCAGCAGCCUGUGGACAGGCAGCAAUGAUGUGGAGGAAGAGGAGGAGGAGGAGGAGGAGGAAGAGGAAGGGGAACGUAGCGAGGAGUGGUAUCUAGAAAAGGAGGAAGCUCUCAAAGACGAACCAGUUGAGCUCAUUCUGUGGGCUGCAGAAAACAAUCGUCUUUCACCCAUCCACAGAUUAUUAUCAGCUGAUCCUCUGCUGGUGCACUGCUGUGAUGCGGACGGUUACACUCCCCUGCACCGUGCAGCCUACAGCGGCCAUGUGGAGGUUGUUUCUGCUUUACUCGCCGCUGGCUCUAGGGUUGACCCCCGCACCGUCGAUGGCUGGACGCCGCUUCACAGCGCCUGCCGGUGGAGCCGCGUCACCGUGGGGAGUCUCCUCCUGCAGCGAGGAGCCGAGCUGAACGCUCAGACCAAUGGCGGGCUCACGCCACUUCACCUGGCCGCUUCACACGCCAGCUCCUCAAAGACAGACUCCGCCCAGACGCUGGAGCUGCUGCUGUCCCACAGACACCUGAAGCCGGGGCUUCGCAGCAGCACCGGGGAGACGGCUAGUGAGGUGGCCCGACGCAGUGGCCCGCAUCACUUCCUGUUUGAGAUUGUAGAGGACUGUGUCAGUGUGGUACCAGACGCGUGAACAAGUGCACGUAGAGUCUCACAUUUACUUACUUAUGUUCUCAAUCUGGACAGCAGCUACAUUAUCGACCAAUCUGCACAAUUAUUAGCUGUUGAAUCGUUUCAUCUAAUAAAUAUAUUGUUACUUCCGACCAACAGUCCAGAUGUUCAGCUUAUUAUCUUUUAGGACAGAGACCAGAGACCUUCCCUUGGACUUAACUCAAUAAAUCGUUGCUGAUGUUCAUGGUUAUCAUAAUAUAAUAAGGCUGUAUCUUUGUAUUAUUCCUUCUUCUGUCCGUCUCAAAUUUUGCCAUUUUAUGCUUGAAGAACAACUUAAUAAUGAAUUAAUUACCCAAUGUUUGUUGUCUAAUGUUCUGUCAGUGAACUAAGUGACUAAUGUUGUCAACCUUUCAGCCUGAGUUCAUGGUCACUCUGUAAGUUUGUUCUAUAAACUUCAACAGAAAUCACUAUUUUGAUCUCACAAUCGAUACAACUGACAUCAAAAUGUCUAUUUAAAGUAGUUUCUAUGGUCGGAAACAGGUUCACGCGACCUCGAACUUUUAUCCUUGCACUCCGCCUCAAAGCAUUAUGGGAACAUUUCAAUGUCAAUGAAUACAACCUCUUAUCAUCACAUCUUUUCAUGAAGCUGGAAAUAAACAUCUUAACGCAAAGCAUGUUGCAGGGUAAUGUCCAAAGACCGUUAGGUCUGAACAGAUGAGUACUGGCUCUUCAUGAUUUCCACUCAACUACAGAAUGCACUUCUACAGUCAAACACUGUUUUGUCCCUGCUGUCACAGAUUACAAAUACAUAGUCAUGAGGCCCUGCAGCCUUUUCCUGCAAGGGCAGAGAUAAUUUACAUGAUCUUUUUCUCCUUCCCAUAGGCACGGUCACUCUGAGCUGUUGAUUUCGUGUAUCAUCAAAAAGUACAGGAUCCUCAAGUAAGCCCCAGGCCUGUAACAGCUAAUAGUGCCAUGUUGUAGUAACAACUUCAGAGGCUUUUUCCUGAAAGGCAAUCGCAAAAGUCAGGUUCAAAUAUGAGACCUUAGCUGAUAGUAAAGUCGAAUGAAGACAAACAUCCCCUCCUGCAGGGAAAAUUCCCGUCUGGGGAGAUUGAGCCACCCUCUCUUCUCUCAGUGUUAACACAUUUACAGGGAACACCCUCUGCCAAGCUACAAGCCUCUUGUAUUUAAGAGGUGAGGUUACAUCAGAGCAUGAAAUGACACUUGAUUGUAAGGUUUCAGGCAGCAGAUUAUAGACAACACAUUUUCAUAGACAACAAAAGUUCGUUGUACUAUAUAAGUAAGGACGCGUAAGGUGGGAAACAGGUCUGCUUUUUUUUCUUCUCCAAAUCCCAUCAUUUACUAUCAUUUACCAUCUCCUAGAAAAUGAGUAAUUUCAAGGAAAUUGGGGAGUGUUCUGUACCAUUAUACCACGCUUGCAUUAUCUCUGCUUAUGCAUACUAUUUCUCCGUGUGAAACUAUUAAGAUGACAUCAGAGCCACAUAUCUGCAGAAUGCUUGUCUCCCCCACCAAGACCUCGAGGAGGCCUUCAGCAGGUGUUUGUGUCUUAUCUCCUGGGAUUUUACUAUUCACUCCGUUCACACACAUAGUUCCCAUAAACACACACACACACAGUUCAAAUCUUCACACACACACACAUUUCUUCAUUGUACCUGCAUAAAAAGCACACGCCUGCAACUGUUUCUUGGUCAUUCCCUCUGCAGAAUGCUCAUCGCACACUGUGUGACUGUCUGACUUUCCUUGCAAGGAAUAAAAUCCUCUUAAAAGAC
Messenger RNA from Hippoglossus stenolepis (Pacific halibut), 2626 nucleotides. It is a transcript of the gene ankrd49, whose product is annotated as ankyrin repeat domain 49. NCBI's taxonomy places the organism in Eukaryota, Metazoa, Chordata, Actinopteri, Pleuronectiformes, Pleuronectidae. Gene Ontology annotation, biological process: innate immune response. Gene Ontology annotation, molecular function: protein binding. The coding region runs from base 151 to 858 and encodes 235 amino acids. The record is from RefSeq and is a predicted model, not a curated record. Gene Ontology annotation, cellular component: cytoplasm. The transcript is spliced from 3 exons.